Molecule: messenger RNA, 2646 nt
Organism: Salarias fasciatus (jewelled blenny)
Lineage: Eukaryota; Metazoa; Chordata; Actinopteri; Blenniiformes; Blenniidae
Gene: spata2l
Product: spermatogenesis associated 2-like
Exons: 5
Coding region: 248-1786 (512 amino acids)
Cellular component (GO): cytoplasm
Source: RefSeq, a predicted model, not a curated record
GCUUCUCUCUGUUUCCCGUUUAAAAUGCGCUAUUCCACCUGUGGCCAGUCACGAGAUAGCGCUAGCUUAGCCGCGAGGAACGCUAACAAAACUUCUUUCAGAAAUCUGCCGCUUUUAGCUUUAUUUGUGUUUCACGAAGAUAUUGAUCAGCUAAAACAAGGGACGCCGUGAUUUUACAACUUCUCAAAGGCUUUACUUCAAUUCGGGUGAGGUAAAACUGAAGUAAAACUCUCCGUAGGGCGACAAUAUGAACUUAUCUGCCAUCACUUCCUGUGUAUGUCCACCGCUGACUGAGCUCGACUCUUCGAGGAUGAGUUCAGUUUGGACACUACUUAAAAAUGCACUGUCAAGAAUAUUGACCAGACCUGGGAAAGGCUCCUUUAUGUUAGUGACAGAGAUGAGCGUCUUGGAGGAGCGAGCGGAAGACCUGGUGAGCGCCUACGGCCUCAGCCUGGACGCGCAGAUCUCCCAGCAGGGCUCAUGCCUGCCGAACAGCGACGAGGAGCUGCUGGGGCAGGUCAAGGCCAUGCUGACGGACGAACCCGCUGAGGCGAUGCACUGCCUGGGCCUGGACCCUCUGCUGGUGAUGGAGGAGGCCCUGAGCUCGGCGUCCGGCAGGCCGGCGCGGCCCCGGGCUCGGCUCCGGGGUCUGGCUAAAGCUUUCAAGGUGCUGGAGCACGCAGCCUUAAACCUCUACGUGUGCCCCUGGAGGAAGGAGUACAAAAUAAUCAAGACGUACUCCAGUGCGUUCAUCCACGACAUCUGCCCGGUGCUGUCGCCGCCGCAGAUCCACAGCCUGUUCGGCCUGCUGGGGUACCGCGCCGCCUCGUCCCAUCCCGAGCAGCUCCGCCUCGCGCCCGCCAGAGAUGGCCAGUCCUCCCUGGACCACCUCCUGCGCCUGUCCUGCGCCUUCUUCCUGGCUCGCUGCGAGUGCUGCCUCUUGCUGGCGGCUCUGGGGAAGCGUGGCGGCGAGCUGGAGUGGGAGCUGAGCCUGGUGAGGGAGAGACAGCGAGGACACGUCCUGCAGGCCGCCCUGGACAACACGACCAAGCUGCUGGAUGUCAGCCCGCCGCCGAUGGACGCUUUGGACGGGGACGUGGAUCUGUACGGGGACGAUCAGGACAGCCAGCAGCUGAUGGCCGUUAGCGACCAUCACAACCCUCACUCUGUGGCCUGGGCGGGUCCCAGCAGCGACGCCGUAUCUAACGGCGAGGUGGCGGCGUCCUCGCCGACCGGCAGCUCAGACCGGCGAGCCUGCGGGGAGUCCAGGGCGGACAGGACGGACUCGCAGAAUGGCGAGCACUGCUGCAGCUGCCUCCUCGCUCCACAGCUCCACCUCCAGCACUGCUCCGACUGCGACGCCACGCACGACUUCCACUGCGCCCUUCUGGAAGUCUGCAGGAAUGACAGCCACUACGUGGAGGGGUCUGAGCCGCCGCAGAGCGACAUGCCGUCCAUGGCUCUGCACGCCGAGCCCGACUCCAUGAGCCCGAUCGUCCAGCCAAUCAGCUUCCACGGCUGCUGCGACGUGAAGCGGCCGGACCCCCAGCUGCUGUGCUUCGACUGCCGCACGUUCCACUUGGACUCCUGCCGCGACGGGAAACUCUGCCUGACGGCGCACGACGCCCGAGUGCUGGGCAUGUGUGGCGAGUGUGGGCAGGCGUGCUCCAGGGCGCCGCCUGUAAUCUGCAGGUAUUGUGGGAAGGAGUACUGCCGGGACUGUUGGUACAGGAACCCCAUCACCUGCAAAUGCGGCCAAACCUUCGACCAGUCCACGUCUGUGUGAGGCCGGGCCCAGCGGGGUCGCAGGGUCACCUCUCUGCACAAGACACAGGGUGAGUGCAGAGGCCCACUUGUACUGAAUCCAAAACGAAAAUCACAGAGGUGUUUCAUUUGAUUGACGUGACUCCCCUGGGCCACCGUAGUUCUGCACUCUGGAGGCACACGCAGAAAAAUCUCAGUGCCUUAAAUUCACACGCAGAGAUCUUUUAUGGUUUUCUUUACUGCCGCCUUCACCGACCGGCAGCACGAAGCGAGUUCCAGCUGUUUCUGUCAGGUCGCGGUGCCAUCCUGUUACUCUCAAGGUUGCCAUGGUUACAGUUAUCAGCAUUAAAAAAGAAGUAGAAAAACAGAGUGUGUCGUGAAGACGAGACUGUAACUUCGUGCCAAAUCUGAUUUCAUCCGUCACGGCUAACUGCAGGAAAAAAAAGGGGGUUUUGUAACAUUUCUCUGUGCUCCUUGUGUUUUAUGUAAGCUGUGAGAAAUGGGAACUUCCCACUUAUCGGGAUAUGUGCUUAUUGACACUGUCCAACUGGGAACUUCCUACUUCCUAUAGGGAAACAUGCAUCAUUAAUGCAAUGUGCCUCUAGAUGAAUGACUUCUCUGUGAUUUAAUCUGAUCAACAACUUUUAUUAUAGUUUUGAUAAUUUUGAUAACUUCAGAAAAAAAUGCUCUGUGUUGACUUAUAAAUUCAGUUGAUAUUAAUCCGACUGCAUGUUUUUGUGAAGUUCUUUCACUCAUACCUGAGAAGUGGGGAAUUCCCAGCUGCAUCAGCAUGGUGGCAGGGUUAGGCCACGCCCCCAGAUAGUUGACACCACUUUCUACGAAUUACAAUUUUUCACAAACUUCAAUAAAUAAAUGAACAUA